This is a messenger RNA of Mycetomoellerius zeteki, 1445 nucleotides long. RefSeq names its product protein Star. Gene Ontology annotation, cellular component: late endosome membrane; Golgi apparatus; plasma membrane. The record is from RefSeq and is a predicted model, not a curated record. Lineage: Eukaryota; Metazoa; Arthropoda; Insecta; Hymenoptera; Formicidae. The transcript is spliced from 7 exons. Gene Ontology annotation, biological process: endosomal transport; endoplasmic reticulum to Golgi vesicle-mediated transport. The coding region runs from base 392 to 1402 and encodes 336 amino acids.
GAGUAUCUUCAAGCCUAUAGUGCCGAUGGCACUCGUUGAUAUUCGUGGUCGGGAUACGGCAGUGAGUGGCGAGUCUCUCGCUUCUUCCGCGUCUUUCAUUUCGGAGAUGUCCGAAGGCGUCAUCAUUUGUGAACGGGAAUGCCGUUUUGUUCACUGUUGCUUCGCGAACCGUGACACAACACGCUCACGUAAACGCCCAUGCUAAAUUUAUCUCACGUAUCGAAGCCGUAUGAUGUAUUCUUCUAGUUUACCGUAGCAUCGAGCUUGCCACACGCGCGCGUACAUUGUGCCACGAAACGAAAGCCUGUGACUUUCUGUUAAGUCGCAUUUCGUUUGUUCGUGGCUACGUGGAAGAAACGACUCGACAUUACUCUUUACAUUUCCCAAUGAGAUGCAAACUAACGCGUAUAACUACCAACAUGUGUAUAGGCAAAUGUCAAACUACUAUUCGCGCCGAAAGUGGAUUUUUCUGAUCGCGCUGAUUUCGUGCGUUGUUCUCGUUGUUCUUAUCACAAAGUAUCCAUUUGUUGAAAAUAAUACAAUAAUACGUGAUACGUACCUGGACGAUGUACCCGCAGAUCUUUAUCAAGCAGUAUUGGACACAUGGUACAACUUUUCCAGUAAUGAAAAAUGGUACAAUAAGAAGAAUAUAUCCGCUCUGAGCUCAGAAGCCUUUCAUGACUUAUUGGCCGAUAUUCAUCAAAAUUGGAUAAUAUGGAAUCAUAAUCCGAAAGAGUCGUAUGUGCUUCAAGAACCAGAUGUAGAAGAUCCGUCGAUGGGGCAGUCAACUGCGAUACGCGAAAUUUUAAACGAUAAGAAAAACGGAUUUUUCAUAGAAUGUGGCGCGUAUGAUGGGGAAAUACGUAGCAACACAUUAUUUCUGGAGCGAUUUAAGGGAUGGUCAGGUCUCUUGAUAGAAGCUGAUCCUAUUAAUUUCACAAAGAUGUUGCAAAAGAACAGAAAGGCCUAUCUUUCGCCAACGUGUCUUAGCAUUACUAAGAAUCCUACGGUGGCAUCUUUUCUCAUGGCCAGGAACGUAGGUCGUCUACACGAACCCAAGAACACGACAGAGGAUGUGCUCGCAAAUACGCUCGACGUGGCUUACACGGGCAAGCACGUCCGUGUGCAAUGCUUUCCAUUAACACAUUACAUCGCCGCGUUGGAAAUCAAAACGAUCGAUUAUUUCAGCCUCGACAUAGAAGGCAAUGAGAUCGACGUAUUAGAAACAAUACCGUUUAACGAGGUGGAUAUAAAGACUCUCUCUGUGGAGUACAUACACAAUAAAAAAGGACGAAAAUACCUGAUCGAUAUGAUGGAACGUCAGGGAUACUACGUUUACAGUUUGGUCACGCAUCCGGACAAUUUGGCGAAUGAUAUUAUUUUUGUAAAGCGCAACACGUGACGAGUGAAUACGAAUAGACAGAAAUUAUGUAUGAAGAAUAAUA